Molecule: messenger RNA, 3921 nt
Organism: Lates calcarifer (barramundi perch)
Lineage: Eukaryota; Metazoa; Chordata; Actinopteri; Centropomidae
Gene: chrna2b
Product: cholinergic receptor, nicotinic, alpha 2b (neuronal)
Biological process (GO): nervous system process; signal transduction; monoatomic ion transmembrane transport
Cellular component (GO): neuron projection; postsynaptic membrane; synapse
Molecular function (GO): acetylcholine-gated monoatomic cation-selective channel activity; transmembrane signaling receptor activity
Source: RefSeq, a predicted model, not a curated record
AGGGUGGAUGAUGUUAUUCUGCGGACCUAUUGAACCAGUGGCCACUAACAAUGCUUCUAAUCAGGGACAAGAACUAAUAUAACAUUUCAAAUGGACAACAAGGUCAUAUAUUAGACCACCAGAGACGCGUAAAUUCUUGGCACCGUGCGCAAAAAGGUGGAAUUGUUUGGAUAAUAUAUUACAGGACUAUUUUCAGUGAUUUCAUUUCUUGAGACCGGGCUUAUAGAAGCAAUUUCGUGAACUGAUACUUGAAUCUGCAACAUAAACUAGAUGUAGGCUACAGUGUUACGCCGCCGCUCCCUGAUUCAGCACCGAGUGAUGGAUAGCUCUCCGACUCAGUGCGCGGAAACAGGAACAGCACUCGCUCUCAUCCACUGCGAACAGGGCUGAAAGUGAGCAGGGAGACACAUCUAUCGAUGCUCAGCUUUAGGGGAAAGAUAGUAAAGCCACUCAGUCAGGCUAUCGUCACACUCUCUCCCCGCCCACAGAUAUAAAAACAGCUUUUGUGACAGUAGAGGUGAAGUUUUUCCUGACAUGCCUCCCAGCUGCGAAGAUGACAGAUUUUGCUCACUCAUCACGGUUUCAAGAUAACGUUUUGACAGCGGGCGGAAACACCUCCGUGCUCCUCGGGGAAGUUGGACUCCUCUUUACCGCCAGAGUACAAAAUGGGAUACAACCACCUGUUCUCUUUGGGGACGACUGUUGUGUGGUCGCUGCUCCUCUCUCAGUCAGUUCUCUGUCAAGACAAAACGCACUCGCAUGCUGAGGAUGUGCUCUUCAAGAAGCUGUUUGCUGGUUACAACAAGUGGUCGAGACCCGUGCCAAACAUCUCUGAUGUGGUGAUCGUCAAGUUUGGACUGUCCAUAGCACAGCUCAUUGACGUGGAUGAGAAGAACCAAAUGAUGACAACCAAUGUGUGGCUUAAACAGGAGUGGAAUGACUACAAGCUUCGCUGGAGACCGUCUGACUAUGACAAUGUGACGUCCAUAAGAGUGCCAUCAGAGCUCAUAUGGGUGCCAGACAUCGUCCUCUAUAACAAUGCCGACGGUGAGUUUGCUGUGACUCACAUGACAAAAGCUCACCUAUUCCACACGGGUAAAAUACGCUGGGUCCCACCCGCCAUUUACAAGAGCUCCUGCAGCAUUGACGUCACCUUCUUCCCCUUCGAUCAACAGAACUGUAAGAUGAAGUUCGGCUCUUGGACCUAUGACAAGGCCAAGAUUGACCUGGAGCGAAUUGAGAACACUGUGGAUCUCAACAACUACUGGGAGAGCGGUGAAUGGGCCAUCAUCAACGCUGUGGGAACGUAUAAUACAAAGAAAUAUGACUGCUGCCAUGAGAUCUACCCGGACAUCACCUACUUCUUCAUCAUCCGAAGGCUUCCCUUAUUUUACACCAUCAACCUCAUCAUCCCCUGUCUGCUGAUCUCCUGCCUCACUGUAUUGGUUUUCUAUCUGCCCUCAGACUGCGGUGAGAAGAUCACCUUGUGCAUCUCAGUGCUGCUGUCCCUCACUGUCUUCCUUCUCCUCAUCACAGAGAUCAUUCCAUCCACAUCUCUCGUCAUCCCCCUCAUCGGCGAGUACCUCCUCUUCACCAUGAUUUUCGUCACCCUAUCCAUCGUCAUCACCGUCUUCGUGCUCAACGUGCACCAUCGCUCCCCCAGCACUCACAAGAUGCCCCGCUGGGUCCACUCUGUGUUCCUGGACCUGAUCCCGCGUUGGCUGUUCAUGCGACGGCCCGCGCCAGAUGGCCGGCGUCGCAGGCUGCUGCUGCUCCAGCAGGAGGCGGCAGCGGAGCGGCGGCAGGGCCGGAUAAGCGGGUACAAAUCCAGCAACUGCCUCAGCACCUCGGCUAACUGGCUGAGAGACGGGACCACAUUGGAGGACCCUGAGAGGAGCUGUUAUGAGGAUUUAGAGCUGGGAACGCUGACGUCUUAUUUCUCCUUCCGUCCCCCUUCGCCCAGACCUCCAGGGUCGACUCCUCCGCCACAACAGAAAACCCCACAGAACAGCCAGAACCGACAGGAAGCAGCCAGAGGGACGAACAGACAGAUAACUGGGACCAGAGACAAUCCCUCUCAGCGGCCAACUAAAGUUGAUAAUACAGUAUCAGACUCAACAUUCCUGCUUUCACCAAGUGUUAUACGCGCAUUAGAAGGGGUGCACUAUAUUGCAGACCACCUGAGGGCUGAGGAUGCUGACUUCAGUGUGAAAGAGGACUGGAAGUAUGUUGCCAUGGUGAUUGACCGCAUCUUCUUGUGGAUGUUCAUUAUUGUGUGCCUGCUUGGGACCAUUGGCCUCUUCCUGCCCCCUUGGCUAGCUGGCAUGAUCUAAUGCUUGAGAGGAAGUGUUGAAUAUAAAAAAAAAAAAAAAAAAAAAAUCCGCAACCACCCUUCACUUGAGUGAUGUUUGACACUUAAAAUGUAGCUGAACUCUACUCCAACACUGGGAACGUGCCAGAAGUUUGUGCAAGACCCUGGAGCCCAGUCUGUGACCUCAAGAGCCAACACUCUUUACACACCACUAAACCAAAACUAUGAAAACUGAAAAAGCAGCUGUACUGUUUUUAGAUCCUUCUCACUCGAAUUGGUUUUAUGGUCUCUACAGUGGCAAUUUUAGGAUAUCUCAGACUCAGCUUGUCAGGCUCAGCUAUCCAGAUUUGGCUCAGCUUUCAUUGAUCUGUGCUGCUGCUGCACUUUGUCAGCCUCAGGUGUACUCCUCCCUCAGCCUCACCUGUGAAGUUACCUAGGCUGUGUUUGAACUGCAUGCUAACAUUAGCAUGUGAACUGGCAAGCUAAUGUUUAGCACAAAACAUGUAGCAUGUUAGCGUACUAAUGUUAGUUAUCAUGCCAAUAUUUAGUACGCCAUCCCUUAGCAUGUUAGUUAGCGUAACAUGCUAGCUAAACAGCGUAGUUACAGCGUCAGAGUUGAGUGAGGUGUUACUUUAAUGUGAUUGCUUUUUGUGGUAGUUUGAUGGAUUACAAAUUAAAAGACAGUAGCCUAAUAACAUUUGCCAGUAAAGCUGGUAUCACUAACGGUCUCUUACCCGGAGACAGAUGCUCGACACCAGGUUUUCGUCUCCGUGCCUUCAGUGCGCAGCGACUGGUCCAGGUGUAGCUAACCUGUUGCUGUUGUGUGUCAGACUGCAGAAGGUGAUAACAUCCGGCGAAGAGAAUAAAUAUGCCUCUCGGUAACCCAAAAUUUGUCAUGUUUUUUACCCUUCUUAGCUGCUCUGGUAUAUUCAGGAAUCUCCUGGGUUUUGUUUAGAGAGUGAGUAUGAAAGGUCUUUGAACAUGGGUCUCCCAGGUCUGAGGUCACUGGGGUUAACUAGCUGUCAAUGAAGAGAAGCUAAAAUAAUCCUGUGUCUGGGCUGGCUGCUUCACAAACUGUGUGAGUGUGCCUGCAAGCUGAGCUGAGUAACGCUAAGAACUGUAACUAAUUGCUCCUACUGUUAAGUUACAAGUAAAGCAAUGGAUUGCUUUUUGAAUGACCAGUAAGAAAUACCAGCAACUUCCACAACACUGGCCUGCAGCAGUAAAGGUGUCCUGCCUGGAGCUGAGAUGACAAGUGGAAAUAUAGAUCUGCAUGUGAUGGUUGAUGAGCUGCUGGAGCAGCAGUGACAGACUGCUUCCACAUGUAUCAAAGUAAUACAGCAGAAUUAUGAGCAUUGAGAUGUUUGUUUUAUGACAUAUUGAAAAGAAUUACACCAAACUGGGACUUUCCUAGUUUCUCAGCUCCCUUUGGUUUUGGCGAUUUGACAAACAGUGGCAUGCUGUUCUUACAGAUCUUUACUAACUAGGGUCACUUGUUCUGGUUUAGGAAAAAAAAAUGCAUUUUAUGAACUUUUCUUUUCUGGCAAUGUUGCCAAAAUUAAACUUAUUUUUAAAUGAUCACAUACUAUGUAAUAAAUACAAUGAUGAAA